CAGCCUCAUCAAACCUUCCUCCUCCUCUCCUUCCUUCGUCCUGGCCAUGAGAGGCACCGGCAGCAGCAGCUGUGCUCCCACAGCCCCCUGCUCCGCCGCCCCGGCUGCGCCCCAGUCGUCUGCCCGCAAGUGAAGAAGAUGAGACAGGAUCCUUGCUGAGCACAGACGCUGUGGCAUCUGAGAUGGAGCCCAGUGCCUGCAGGAUGCCUCCAUUCUUCUGCAUCCACUCGCUGCAGCUUUGGCAUCUCCUCCUCCUGGUCUCGACCGUCCCUCCUCCCGGCGUCUGGUCUCUUCGCUCUCGGGGUCCCGUAGCCCCUCGGCCUCUUUGCACCCGUCGGAGCCCCUCAGCCCCACGGCCCAUUUGCAUCUGGGACAGGACCUCGCUACCGGAGAGGGACACCCGCGUCGCCCCGCGCCAGCGCGCCCUGCCGCCGCGGGGGGGAGAGCUGCGGCACGUCGUGCGGCUGCGGCGGCAGGCGGCGGGCGCCCGGCCGGCCACCCCCUCCGGCUUCGAGGACGGCAUGCCCUCCUCCCAGUACCCCUGGGCCAUCGUGUGGGGCCCCACGGUGUCGGAUGAGGAUGGAGGGGACACCAACUCGGCCAACCCGGGCUUCCCGCCGCUGGGAUACACCUUCGUCUCGCCACAUGGGAUGGCAACGGCGCAGCCCAACUCCCACUCGCUCCUGCACAACGCGGGGCUCAACCUGCGUGAGACCCCGGCCACCCUGCGGCCCUUCCUGUUUGGGCCCCGGGGGGAAGGUGUGGACCCCCAGCUGUACGUCACCAUCACCAUCUCCAUCAUCAUUGUCCUGGUUGCCACCGGGAUCAUAUUCAAGUUCUGCUGGGACCGUAACCAGAAACGCCGGCGCCACUCGGGGCAGCAGAGCGGUGGGAGGCAGCAGGAGAGCCAGCAGCCCCUCGCAGACCUCUCCCCCACCACCGUCAGUAUCUUGGGGCCCUACGGUGAUUCCCUGGCCCCCACACCGGAGGCGGAGGAAUCCAGGCAGGGCCAGGAGAAAGUGGGGGGCCAUGGGAAGAGCACGGCCUUCCAGCUGAACCGAAUCCCACUGGUGAACCUGUGAUGCUCACGGGAGAAGCAGAGCUGGCUCCCCACACCUCCUGUCACAGCUGGCGAGCACAGCCUCCCGCCGCCUCUGCUACCCCAGGAAUAAACAACCUCCUUGUGCCACGGCCCACCACCACCACCACCACCCCACCACCA
Messenger RNA from Melopsittacus undulatus (budgerigar), 1222 nucleotides. RefSeq names its product PILR alpha associated neural protein (gene PIANP). Gene Ontology annotation, biological process: regulation of immune response. Gene Ontology annotation, cellular component: membrane. The transcript has 6 exons. Bases 183 to 1082 code for a protein of 299 amino acids. The record is from RefSeq and is a predicted model, not a curated record. NCBI's taxonomy places the organism in Eukaryota, Metazoa, Chordata, Aves, Psittaciformes, Psittaculidae.